Messenger RNA from Cyprinus carpio (common carp), 702 nucleotides. RefSeq names its product serine/Arginine-related protein 53-like. The record is from RefSeq and is a predicted model, not a curated record. Gene Ontology annotation, biological process: alternative mRNA splicing, via spliceosome. Bases 43 to 702 code for a protein of 219 amino acids. Gene Ontology annotation, cellular component: nucleus; cytoplasm. NCBI's taxonomy places the organism in Eukaryota, Metazoa, Chordata, Actinopteri, Cypriniformes, Cyprinidae. The transcript is spliced from 6 exons.
GGAAGCGCGUGGAAAUCGAGCUAGUGUUUGUGUGCUGCGAGCAUGGGCCGUCGCUCGUCAGACAGCGAGGACAACAGCCGGAGCAGGAGGAAGAGGAGGCAGAGAGGCCGUUCCUCCUCGUCCAGCUCCUCUACCAGCAGAGUGACCAGCCGCAGCAAGCACUCCAGGAGACGCACACGCUCCAGAGACCGAAACAGGAGGCACAGAAACCGCUCCAACAGCAGCUCCUCCAGAGGGUCGAGUCACAGGAGGCGGAGCCGGAGCACGGACAGGGGGCGGAGCCACAGGUCCCACAGGUCUCGGUCCCGCAGCCGCAAUAGAAGGUCUCCCCGUCACCGAAGGUCUCGCAGUCGCAGCAGCGGUCGAUCCAGCAGGAAACGCAGUCGCAGCAGAGAACGAGAUCGUGGUCCACGCCGAACCCAAAACAAAGACCGGACACGGGACAAAACUAAAGACAAAGAGACGGACAAAGCCAAAGAUAAGGAAAAACAAAGGGAAACAGGAAACAUCAAAGCUGGAUUAGAACAUCUGACUCCUGCAGAACAGGCCAAAGCUCGUCUCCAAGAUGGUGCUUCAGGCUGCAGGUACAACUUUUAUCCUCACUCUCUGCUCAUCAUUUGUUUGGUGUGGUCAGUCCAUUUAAUAGAUCUGAACACCCUGCGAUGGGUACUGUAUCCCACAAUGCAAUGUGGUUUGACCUGA